Molecule: messenger RNA, 5104 nt
Organism: Salvelinus fontinalis (brook trout)
Lineage: Eukaryota; Metazoa; Chordata; Actinopteri; Salmoniformes; Salmonidae
Product: macrophage mannose receptor 1-like
Exons: 33
Coding region: 543-4994 (1483 amino acids)
Molecular function (GO): signaling receptor activity
Source: RefSeq, a predicted model, not a curated record
CUAGCCGUUAGACAGGUAUAGGCUGCAAGCUAGCCGUUAGCCAGGUAUAGUCUAACAGCUAGCCGUUAGCCAUGUAGUCUGACAGCUAGCCGUUAGCCUGUGGCCUACUUUACAUUGUUGUAAUAACCAUCUAACCUGUUGGGAUGAACAGACAUUGGUUAGUGAUUUACAUCCUAAAUGGCACCCUAUUCCCUUUGUAGUGCACUACUUUCAACCAGGGCCCUUUUGUAGUGCACUACUUUUAACCAGGGCCCUUUUGUAGUGCACUACUUUUAACUAGGGCCCUUUUGUAGUGCACUACUUUUAACCAGGGCACACAGGGUUCUAUAUCGGAUUAGGAUGCCAUCCUGGUCUCAGACAUUGACUAUUGUCUCAUGACUUGUGAUCUGCGUAAAAUACACCACACAGUGUUUUCUGCGAAUCGUAAACCGUGACUUAGUGAGUACAUUUUGGCUGACCGAGGGUGUCAGUGCACCUCCCCAUUCACUAGAAAAGUGUUGAAAUGUCUCAACAACAUCCGUUGACAGGGAAAGAAAAAAAAUAUGUCAUGUGACCAGAGAAUUUCCUGGUUCUUAAAUAGCAGACCCAGUCGUACAGAACACUCUGCUGUAGGAGCUCCGUAUGUCAAUCACCACCCUCCUGGGACCAUGACAACCACCAGGAUAACUGUACUGAUGCUCUUCUUUCAAACCACCCUGGGGGCUCCUCAAACAGACGGUCCCUUCAAUCUCUUCAAUGCAGAAAGUGGCAUGAGACAGGAGCUGGCACGCUGGGUGUCAGGGGGACGUCUCUACGACACCAACAAUAGGAAGUGUGCCGGGGUUUCUGGGAAGACAGAGGGUAGUACCCUGGUGUAUUCUGACUGUGAUGAGAAGAGCGACCUCCAGCAGUGGCAGUGUAGUAACAACACACUGCUCACGCUGAAAGGACAGACUCUGUACCUCCACAUCAACGACAACAAUGAUCUGGUGCUGUCCAGAGACACGGGGCCUCGGAGUCGCUGGAUCAUCUCUGGUACGACCGACGGCCCCUGCUCAAGGACCCACAGAGAACUCUUUACCAUCGAAGGAAAUGCCUUUGGGCGUCCCUGUCAGUUUCCUUUCCUGUACAAAGACCAAUGGUAUGGAGACUGCACCUCGAUAGACUCGUCCGAUAGACGGCUUUGGUGUGCCAUUGAAACAAACUACCAAGACAAUCAAUUGUGGGGCUACUGUCCAUCCACAACUAUGGAGCAUUGGCAUAAGAACCCGGUCACAGGUGCUUUCUACCAGGUGAACCUCCACUCUGCCCUGAACUGGCACCAGGCUCGGACCAGCUGCCAACAGCAGGGAGCAGACUUGGCCUCAAUCACCAAACCCCUCGAGCAGACCUACGUAGCAGGCCUGUGUGGUAAACUGCAUGUGCCGCUGUGGACGGGCCUGAAUGCUCUGGAGCAGGACAGUGGCUGGCAGUGGACCAGUGGAAAACCUCUCUGUUACUUCCGCUGGGACUCCGGUCAUCCUCUCUCUGAUCCUGGUCAGAUGUGUGGACUGGUCAUCCCAGCUCAGCAGUUCUACUGGCAGAGCUCCCUGUGCUCCAAGACACAUGGCUACGUCUGUCAGAAAGACCCACCUACACCCCCCGUUCACCCAGAAGAGACAGGUUUCUGCUCCAGUCCGUGGAUUCCCUACGCUGCCAGGUGCUACCUCCUGCAGCGUACCAAGAAGACCUGGACAGAGGCUCAGACGGAAUGUCGGAAGGACGGAGGCGACCUGGCCAGCGUCUACAACAUCGAGGAGCACAGCUUUGUGAUGUCACAGCUGGGAUAUGCGGCCGCUGACGAGCUGUGGAUCGGGAUGAACGAUGUCAAGACGCCACUACUGUUUGAGUGGAGCGACCAAUCCCCUGUCACCUUCACCAGGUGGGAGGAAGCCAUGCCAAUGGGGGGCAACUGUGUACUGGUCAGGGGAGAGCAGGGCAGGUGGGCUACCCAGGUGUGUGACAACCAGCAUGGCUUCAUCUGUAUGAAGAAAUCUACCUCCAAACCCUCAGGGGACCAGGUGGACACUAACCCAGGCUGCAAACCGCAUUGGACCAGGCACGGCUCCUACUGCUACUUUGUGGGACCAGAGAUCAAGACCUUUGAUGAGGCCAAAGAGACAUGCAAGAGCUCACAGGCAUAUCUGGCAGAUGUUUCUAGCAGGGUGGAUAAUGCUUUCUUAAUCAGCCUGGUUGGGACCAGGCCAGAGCAACACUUCUGGAUCGGACUCUCCAACCGGAACCACAUCGACAUCUUCAGCUGGACGAAAAACAACAGGGUCAGGUAUACCCACUGGAACGCACAGAUGCCAGGCAGUAGACAGGGUUGUGUGGCCAUGACAACAGGGACUCUAGCUGGAUUAUGGGAUGUGCUGAGCUGCACCAAUCAGGAGAAGUAUAUCUGUAAACACCUGGCAGAAGGAGCGGGGCCAACACCAGAACCAAUCACACCUGUCCCUCCCAGGUGCUAUGAGGGCUGGAGUCCUCUGGGGUCUAGGAGCUACUGCUUCAAGUUCUUUACAGGGCAUCACGCAGAUAAGAAGACCUGGUUUGAGGCUCGGGACUUCUGCAGGGUGAUUGGAGGAGACCUACUCAGCAUCCACAGUUCUACAGACCUCCAGUCUAUGCAUCAUGUCCGUGGUGGGACUUCCUGGAUCGGCCUGAGUGCUCAGGAUCCCAACGCUGGCUACGCCUGGACUGAUGGGUCGCCACUGUCCUUCCAACACUGGAUAGAGGGGGAACCCAACAACUACAACGGCGUGGAGUCCUGUGCUGAGAUUCUGAACUCUUAUUGGGAUGAAGAGGGAUCCUGGAACGAUGUAAACUGUGAGGGCUACAACGACUGGCUGUGUGAGAUCCCUAAAGGAGUGACCCCACUAUCUCCUCCCAACAACACCGUCCCUGAGUAUAAUGUGACAGAGGAUGGCUGGCUGGAGUAUGGAGGCUCUCAAUAUUACUUUAAUAGUGAACUGCUGCCCAUGGAGAACGCCAGACACUACUGUCAGCAGAGGCAUGGGGGCCUUGUUGUUAUCAACGGACUAACAGAAAAUGUAUUUCUGUGGAAAAAGAUCAAUAAAGAGCAUUUGGGAAACCAUUACAUUGGGCUAACAGUUGAUCUUGAUCGCUCUUUCGGGUGGAUGGACGAUUCCCCAGUUGUAUUCCAGAGAUGGGACAACAACCAGCCGGACUUCAAGAACAACGAUGAGAACUGUGUUGCCAUGACCAGCUCCAUGGGUUUCUGGCAUGACUAUAACUGUGGCACUGAAAUGAGGUCCAUCUGUGAGAGGAGUGGUUCCCCCCCAGUGAACAGCACCGUGCCCCCUACUGCCCCCCCCACAGGAGGCUGCCCCCCGGAAUGGAUCCUCUACCAGUCUAAGUGCUACAAAUUGAUUGGAUACCGGGUACCUAGUACCUGGCUCGAGGCCAGAUCGUACUGCCAAUCCAUGGGAGCUAACCUAGCGUCCAUCACCAGUAGGCGUGAGCAAGUGUUUCUGACGACCCAGAUGUCUUCUGGCGCCACUGACCUGUGGAUUGGACUGAGUAACUUAAACCGGGACAGGUUUGUUUGGACCGAUGGCCAGGCAGUCAAAUACACAAACUUGGAUUUCAAGAAGAUGUUCUCAUCGCGAUGGCAUCACCAUGGUCAGAGAAUGUCACAGAUAUUCGCAUUGCAAGAGCACUAUCGUCAGAUGUACAUGCGUAUGCUUUCGUCUCAGGCUAGUCGGUGUAUCGUGAUGGCCAGUUCCUCCUCCAUCUUGGGAAAAUGGGAAAUCAGGUCCUGCAACGACACACACGGCUUCAUCUGUCAGCGCAAAGUUGACUCAGGCAUCCCAGUCCCGGCGCCAACAGUGUUACCUAGAGGCUGGGUGAAGCUGGCCAACGACUCCUACAAGGUGCUGCCCCAGAACAGGACAUGGCACGAAGCCCGGGUGCAGUGUGAGGCUGAGGAGGGCCAGCUGGCUAGCACCCUGGAUGAACAGUCAGCAGCUUACCUGGAGCUGCAGGCUCUGAAGCUGCAGACACCACUGUGGAUUGGACUCAAUAGGAAUGAGACGAAAGGCUACUUCAGGUGGAUGGACGGCUGGCCCUUGAGCCUGUCCCGGUGGGCACAAGACGAGCCCAGCAGAGACCGGUCCUGUGUCUAUCUGGAUGUGGAAGGCACCUGGAGGACUGCCCUUUGUAAUCACACCUACCCCAGUGUGUGUAAGCAAUCCCCAGCUGUCCCGCCCACGGCCCCACCCCAGUACCCCGGGGAGUGUACCCAGAUGGAGGAGGAGGGGAUCAGUGGUAUGAACAUCCCCUGGUACUGGUCGCCUUUCAGAGGGCACUGCUACAGCUUUGUCAAUAACGACAUAGAGUGGACCGAUGCCUCCACCAGCUGUACAAGUAAAGGGGCGUCCCUGGUGAGCAUCGAGGAUCCUGAAGAACUCCGCUUCAUAAAGACCAACCUGGUGUUUCAGAAAGACAGCUACUCUUCCUUCUGGAUAGGCCUGUACAAAACACACCUAGGUCAGUGGAAGUGGCUGGACCAAACAGUGCUGGACUACAAUAACUGGGCAGAGGGACAGCCUCAGGACUCUUACAAUAUCUAUGGAUAUAUGGGAUCCUCCGAUGGGACCUGGGGCACUGCCCACAGAUUUGCUGAUAAACCAUACAUCUGCAAGAAGCCCAAAGUUCUACCAGAAACACCACCAACAACUGUGCCUCAGAAGGCAGAUCAGAGGCGUGUGUAUUCAGGACUGGCAGUGGUGGUGGUAUUGGCUGCCAUGUGUCUGAUGGGCCUCACAGCCUUAAUGCUCUACAAGAAGACCGGCCGUCCCCUGCCCUCCUUCACCAAACCCCUGGUCUUCAGCGCAGACCAGAGUGCCUUCAACAACCCCCUCUACACGGAGCCCGCCACCGAGGUCGACCCCAGCAUGGUGGACACUAGCCAACUGGUCAACCAUAUGGAGGCUCAGCCAAUGAUCACUUUGUGAUUGGAGAGAGUCAAGGGAGGAGUCAAGGGAGGAGUCAAGGGAGGAGUCAAGGGAGGAGUCAAGGGAGGAGUCAAGGGAGGAGUCAAGGGGAGAGUCAAGGGGAGAGUCAA